Pristis pectinata (smalltooth sawfish) is the source of this 1496-nucleotide messenger RNA. It is a transcript of the gene gpn1, whose product is annotated as GPN-loop GTPase 1. The record is from RefSeq and is a predicted model, not a curated record. Lineage: Eukaryota; Metazoa; Chordata; Chondrichthyes; Rhinopristiformes; Pristidae. Gene Ontology annotation, molecular function: GTPase activity. Bases 40 to 1182 code for a protein of 380 amino acids. The transcript is spliced from 16 exons.
UCCGGGCGGGUGGCGGUGACGCCGUUACCGCGGGCGACGAUGGCGGCGGUGGGAGAGCAGGACGGGCCGAAGGUCGGCGCCGUCUGUCUGAUCGUCCUCGGCAUGGCGGGGUCGGGGAAAACCUGCCUGGUGCAGAGACUGACUGGACAUCUGCACACCAAGGGAUCUCCUCCUUACCUGAUUAACCUGGAUCCCGCAGUGCAUGAGAUUCCUGUCCCAGCCAAUAUUGAUAUUCGGGACACUGUGAACUACAGAGAAGUGAUGAAGCAAUAUGGGCUUGGGCCCAAUGGCGGCAUCGUCACCUCUUUGAACUUAUUUGCGACCCGGUUUGACCAGGUUAUGAAGUUCAUUGAGAAGAGGCAGCAGGAUUGUCGGUAUGUUCUGAUAGACACUCCAGGGCAGAUUGAAGUCUUCACCUGGUCGGCAUCUGGAACUAUCAUCACAGAAGCCUUGGUAGGGAGUUUCCCUCUGCAUCCACAUUCCUCCACCAUCAUUGUCUAUGUGAUGGACACAUCGCGGAGCACGAAUCCCAUCACCUUCAUGUCUAACAUGCUGUAUGCAUGCAGUUUGCUGUAUCCUCUACAAACCAGGCUGCCGUUCAUUGUCGUCAUGAAUAAGAUUGACAUCGUGGACCACAGUUUUGCUGUGGAGUGGAUGACGGAUUUUGAAAGUUUUCAAGAUGCAUUGAACCAGGAGACUACUUAUGCCAGUAACCUGACUCGCUCCAUGAGUCUCGUCCUGGAUGAAUUCUACAGCAAUCUGCGGGUGGUCGGGGUAUCCGCAGUGGAGGGCAUUGGAAUGGAUGACUUCCUCCAGCAGGUCACUGAGGCAGCAGCCGAGUAUGAGAGUGAAUAUCGACCACAUUACCAGAAGAUGCAGCAACACCUGGCUGACAAGGAGGCAAAGAAGCGAGAGGAACAACUGGAGCUACUGCGGAGGGACAUGGGGGAUGUUGCCAUGGAUUCCAGCCACGUUGCUGCCAAUUAUACAGAGCGCGAUGUGGAGCCAGGACCCUCGGGUCUGAUCCUGACCCGUGGAAUCAUUGAAGAGGAGGAUGAGGAAGUAGAUUCUGAUACAGAUGACCUGGAUUAUCAAAAAGCGGAGGAGCAGAGGGAGGAACCUGCCUUCAAAAGGUACCUGGAGCAGAGAAAACGUAGAAACCACCCUGCUGUCAAAGAAUGAUCUAAGGGAUCGACAUGGCCAGGAGCCCCGGCAGAUCAGGUGGGCAUGACCAAGUGUCCUCACCAGUCAGCGCCUCUGCUUGGGCCGUCUGUUCUCAGCAACCCACCAAGUGUGAUUGGGAGUGGUUCGAUGUGGUGAUUCCUUCCCACACUUCGCCUGGACGAGGAGGCUUCAGCAGCAGAAAGGAAGAGUCCAGCCUCCUCCCUGAUGGUGGUCAGUUUCCAGUUCCACCAGAACACUUGACCUGCUAUAAUUUCACACAUCAUGGAUUUUUGGUAUUUAUUGAAUAAAAACAGUUUGUUAUUCUCAUAAAA